Messenger RNA from Sesamum indicum (sesame), 990 nucleotides. RefSeq names its product RNA-binding (RRM/RBD/RNP motifs) family protein. NCBI's taxonomy places the organism in Eukaryota, Viridiplantae, Streptophyta, Magnoliopsida, Lamiales, Pedaliaceae. Gene Ontology annotation, molecular function: RNA binding. The record is from RefSeq and is a predicted model, not a curated record.
GUAGACGACAUUAAUCUAGGGUUCCUAAUGGCCCUCUUUUCCUCACCCUGUAAACCCCCAAUUCUGUGCCCUAAAUUCCACAGAAUUCGUGCAAUUCAAAGACCCUUUUCAUCAAAAUCUUCAACUUCCAAGACCUCGAAUUUCGGCACUCCAAGAAUCUCAAUUUCUGAUCCAGCUACACAAAUUAAUACACCUAUUCGGAAAGCUCAAUUUUGCUCAAGUUUGAGCUCUCCUGGUGAAUUGGACGAAGGGGUUCCCUCGAGCGUCAUAAUUUUCGUCAAAGGACUGGCGCAGUCGACCUCAGAAGGAGGGUUAAAAGCCGCAUUUUCACAAUUUGGGGAAGUGAGUCGAGUAAAAGUCAUAACUGAUAAGAAAACUAAGCAAUCUCUCGGAUUUGCUUAUGUCUGGUUUACAAGAGAAGAGCAUGCACGAGCUGCCGUGGAGGAGGUGAACGGAAAGUUUUUCGAGGGGAGAUUUUUGUAUGUGUCAAUAGCUAAGCCUGGAUCUUGCAAACCUCGUCCGAAGCCUACUCCUUACAAGUUCUAGAGAGACAUGAGAUCUCAGGUGGGAAUUGUAUCAACAGUCUCAUAAACGUGGUACCUUGUUAUGUGCCCAUCUAUUACUGAUUGUAUAGACUGUAUAUACAUUCUAGCUCGCGUGAUGUGCAGUUUGUAGGCUAAAUUAUGGUUCUUGUUAGUAUUUAAGGUUAAUACUGCAAAACCAACAUUACUGCAAUGUAGUUCACAAUUUGGUUCAUUGAGGACUAAUUCAUUUCGUUGUGAAAAGUUAAGAGGAUCAAUUGUGUAGGGCUUCGUUGAAUCAAGAAGUACAAAGAAAGAGAGGCAAAUAUACAUUAUCUGGGCUUCAUAUAUACAUUUGUGUGUGUGUGUAGUCCGCAGCGCUGGAUAAGAGGCGCAUCCAUUUCAAUAGGAAUAGUUUCCAGACAUUCUCAAAUGUAAUAAUACUUUGUAAGAUUCAAGGAUUGGAAUA